Messenger RNA from Sordaria macrospora k-hell, 921 nucleotides. RefSeq lists its product as uncharacterized. The record is from RefSeq and is a predicted model, not a curated record. Lineage: Eukaryota; Fungi; Ascomycota; Sordariomycetes; Sordariales; Sordariaceae. Gene Ontology annotation, biological process: iron-sulfur cluster assembly; mitochondrial respiratory chain complex I assembly. Gene Ontology annotation, cellular component: mitochondrion. Gene Ontology annotation, molecular function: ATP-dependent FeS chaperone activity; ATP binding; 4 iron, 4 sulfur cluster binding.
AUGAGACCAACUAUAGCCCGGCUUUUACAAGCCACAAGAUCUCUCCAGCAUGAGAAUCCACUGGGACUUCCCAAGACCGGAAGCAUUCCACGCUUUCAACGAGGACUUCCUCAAAAGCGCAAAAUCCCAAAUGUGAACAAAGUCAUUGCCGUCUCUUCAGCCAAGGGUGGUGUCGGGAAAAGCACAAUAGCUGCAAAUCUAGCCCUCUCCCUCUCCCGCCUCGGCUACACAACCGGCAUCCUCGACAUGGACAUCUUCGGCCCCUCCAUCCCGACCCUCUUCAACCUCUCCUCACCCGACUUAUCUCCCCAACUAACCCCCCAAAACCAACUCAUCCCUCUGACCUCCUACGGCGUCAAAACCAUGUCCAUCGGCUACCUUUUAGGCAGUGAAUCAUCGGCGCUAGUCUGGCGCGGCCCCAUGCUUCUCAAGGCCAUCCAACAAUUGUUGCAUGAAGUCGACUGGUCCCGUCCCUUUCUCGACAUUCUGGUGCUGGACCUCCCGCCCGGCACAGGCGAUACUCAGUUGUCGAUAGCGCAGCAAGUGGUGGUAGACGGGGCGGUUAUUGUUACCACGCCGCAUACGCUGGCUGUUAAAGACGCGGUGAAGGGGGUUAAUAUGUUUCGGAAGGUGGAGAUUCCGAUACUGGGGGUGGUGCAGAACAUGAGCGUUUUUUGCUGUCCUGGAUGUGGGAACGAGACGCACGUUUUUGGAGGCACGGAAAAGGUGAAAAGUGUGUGUGGGGAGAUGGGGAUGGAGUUUUUGGGAGAUGUACCACUUCAUCCGGCUAUUGGGGAGGAUGGAGGGAGGGGAAAACCGACGGUUGUUGGGGACCCGGGGGGAAAGGAGGCGGAGGUGUUUAUGGGGUUGGGGAGGAAGGUGGCGGGGUUGGUUGGGUUGCCUAGGAUGGGGAAGGAAUAG